This is a messenger RNA of Choloepus didactylus (southern two-toed sloth), 2688 nucleotides long. It is a transcript of the gene SLC4A1AP, whose product is annotated as solute carrier family 4 member 1 adaptor protein. The record is from RefSeq and is a predicted model, not a curated record. The transcript is spliced from 14 exons. The coding region runs from base 155 to 2389 and encodes 744 amino acids. Gene Ontology annotation, molecular function: mRNA binding; protein binding. Lineage: Eukaryota; Metazoa; Chordata; Mammalia; Pilosa; Megalonychidae.
UGUUUCACAACGCUCUCGGUCACGAAGGAUCAGCCCCACUAUCUCUAUCCAGAGAAGCUUCUGGAGACCAGGGAGAGCGAGACGUGCAGAGGAACGCAGGGACAGAAGGGUGAGGUUUCCCAGGAACAGCUUUCGAGACUGGACGGGGUCCAGGAUGGCUGACUUCCCUUCUCAGUCUGAGCCUCCGACUUCGCAAGAACCCAAUGACGACUUCAAGAAGCCAGCUCUGCCGAUGCCCCCAGCGGGACGGGGGAAGGACCCGGCCACCAGUCCCCCAAACCCUGAGGAGGUGAAGAAGGAAAGGCCCACGGCGCUGCAGGAUCCUGAUUCCCCGGAGUCCGACGUCCCGCCGGCCAGGCCGGAAAGCGGGGAGAUGAGGGGACCACAAGAGGAGCAGCCGCGUCCCCCCACAGUGGCCUCUUCCUCCGCAGGCCCGGCCCGGGCUCCCCCAUACCAGGAGCCUCCGUGGGGCAGCCCGGCCACGGCCCCUUACAGCUUAGAGACUCUGAAGGGCGGUGCCAUCCUAGGCACCCGGAGCUUGAAAGGAACGAGUCGCUGCCUUUUCGGGCGGCUGUUAAGCUGCGACGUGUGCCUGGAGCAUCCUUCGGUGUCUCGGUACCACGCCGUGCUGCAGCACAGGGCGUCCGGCCUGGACGGAGAGUGCGAUGGCCACGGGCCCGGCUUUUAUCUCUACGAUCUGGGAAGCACCCAUGGCACUUUUCUCAACAAAACCCGCAUUCCACCCCGCACUUACUGUCGGGUCCACGUUGGGCAUGUUCUUCGCUUUGGAGGCAGCACCCGGCUCUUUAUUCUGCAGGGACCAGAGGAAGACCGAGAAGCCGAGUCCGAGUUGACCGUAACGCAGUUGAAGGAAUUGCGCAAGCAGCAACAAAUGAGGUUGGAGAAGAAGAUGUUAGGUGAAGACUCAGAUGAAGAAGAGGAAAUGGAUACCAGCGAAAGGAAGACAAAUACUAGUAGUCAAGAUGAUGAAAUGGGUUGCUCCUGGGGAAUGGGAGAAGAUGCUGUAGAAGAUGAGGCAGAAGAGAACCCCAUUGUCUUAGAGUUCCAGCAGGAAAGGGAGGCCUUUUAUAUAAAGGAUCCAAAAAAGGCUCUUCAGGGUUUUUUUGACCGAGAAGGAGAAGAAUUAGAAUAUGAAUUUGAUGAACAGGGGCACAGCACUUGGCUUUGCCGGGUGAGGUUACCUGUGGAUGAUUCAACUGGAAAACAACUGGUGGCUGAGGCCAUUCACUCUGGAAAGAAAAAGGAAGCAAUGAUCCAGUGCUCUUUGGAAGCUUGUCGGAUCCUCGAUACUUUGGGAUUGCUGCGUCAAGAGGCAGUAUCUCGGAAAAGGAAAGCCAAGAACUGGGAAGAUGAAGACUUUUAUGAUAGUGAUGAUGACACAUUUCUUGAUCGGACUGGCCUGGUUGAGAAGAAGCGUCUGAACCGAAUGAAGAAGGCUGGGAAGAUUGAUGAGAAGCCAGAGACCUUUGAGUCAUUGGUUGCAAAGUUAAAUGAUGCUGAAAAGGAACUCUCUGAAAUUUCUGAGAGGUUGAAAGCCUCAAGCAAAGUUUUGUCGGAGUCACCAUCUCAGGAUUCUUUAGAUGCAUUCAUGUCAGAAAUGAAAUCGGGGAGUGCAUUAGAUGGUGUGUCCCGGAAGAAACUUCAUUUGAGAACUUUUGAACUAAGGAAAGAACAACAGAGACUUAAAGGGUUGAUAAAAAUUGUAAAGCCAGCGGAGAUUCCAGAACUAAAAAAGACUGAAAAUCAGACUACAGAUACAGGAAACAAAGCUAAAAAGCUUACAUUGCCUCUCUUUGGUGCCAUGAAAGGAGGAAGCAAAUUCAAAUUGAAAACUGGAACAGUAGGGAAGUUACCCCCCAAGCGUCCAGAACUCUCUCCAACUCUAAUGAGAAUGAAGGAUGAGCCUGAAGUAGAAGAGGAGGAAGAGGAAGAGGAGGAAGAAGAGGAGGAGGAGAACAAAAAGGAGGAGCAUGAGAAGGAAAAAGUGGAGGAUGGAAGCUACAGACUACAGAAGGAGAUAGAGCCAGAAGAAGCAGGGCACGAAACAAGUGCCCCCACGGAUCUCAUGUGUUCUAAAGAAACAAAAAAUCAUGAAAACAUGUCUCAACUCAGCCAGAUGAAACAGAAUGAAGAUUAUCAAGAGAUUAGAGAAACAGUUGCUUCACUCAAGGAACCCUCAGCAUCAAAGAACGAAUAUGAGAAAAAUAGAGAUGAAUUGAGAAAAAAGAAAGUUCCAGUUCCAAACAAACUUCUACCAACACUUUCCUCCAGAUAUCCAGAAGAUGACCCAGACUACUGUGUGUGGGUCCCACCUGAAGGCCAAAGUGGUGAUGGCAGAACCCAUCUUAAUGACAAGUAUGGCUAUUGAUCACUGCAGAAUCCCAAAGGAAGACCUCAUGGACCAUGUGAUGGGGAUAUUUGGGCACACAUUAUCAAGCUGAAUGGCCAGAGGAGUUCAGAAGAUCAUUUGUGAAGUCUUGUGACUGGUCUUUUCUUCUGUGCUCUUGGCUUCCUAAAUCUACCCACUCAUUUUAUUCUCCUGAGUUUGGUAUUUAUGUUUAAAAGUGUUUGUGUGUGUAUGUAAAAAGGGAACCAUGUAUUUUGAGAAUCACUCUAAUGAGAGAGGUGACUAUUAAAAUGAGAAGGCAAAGAUGUCUCUAAUAUCGA